UGUCAUCUCUAGCCGGUCAGCUGGUACCAAAAGUAAAAAUAAUAAUACUACUAACACGUUAAGUAGAGUGAAAUGCUGCACAAGCAACAAGUAAAUUUGGCUAAACAAAUAUUGUUACACCACCGGACUUUCGCUACAAGUUCAGCGUCCGCUCAAUCUUUUCGGAAAUGGUACCAACAGCUGUGGGCACCGGAACGGACGAACCUGCCGCCGUACAGUCAUUUUACCCAAAUUGGAGAUCCAGUACUCCGACAAAAGGCUGCUCCAGUUCCCCAGGAGCACAUACUAAGCCCCGAGGUCGAGGCUAUUGUUGAAAAGAUGGUCCGAGUUCUCCGGAAGUACGACUGUGUUGGAAUAGCAGCACCUCAAAUUGGAGUCUCCCUGCGGAUUAUUGCUAUGGAGUUCAAGGGAAGCAUCCGAAAGGAGCUUCCCGAGGCCGUUUAUCAGGCGCGACAGAUGACCGAAUUGCCGCUUACGGUUUUUAUCAAUCCCGUGCUGACAGUGACGAAUUACACCAAGCUCAAGCAUCCUGAAGGCUGCAUGAGUGUCAGGGGCUUUUCAGCCGAUGUGGAGCGCUUUGAAGGUGUGUCAAUCAGUGGGUCAAAUGGCAAUGGAGUCCAGAAUGAAUUGGAACUGUCAGGAUGGAAUGCGAGGAUCGCUCAGCAUGAGAUGGAUCAUCUGGAUGGAAAACUCUACACCGACCACAUGGACCGAUCCACCUUCGCCUGCACCUGCUGGGAAGCAGUAAAUACCAAGUCCGGUCGUGUUGAGAUACCCUUUUACAAAUAGUUAAGGAGCGAAAUCGUUUUUGCGCAUUGUUAUGUAUAUACGUUUUUAAAAUUGAAUAUUAAAUGGUUGGCAACCGUCCUGAAU
Drosophila ananassae is the source of this 873-nucleotide messenger RNA. RefSeq names its product peptide deformylase, mitochondrial. The record is from RefSeq and is a predicted model, not a curated record. Gene Ontology annotation, biological process: peptidyl-methionine modification; N-terminal protein amino acid modification. Gene Ontology annotation, cellular component: mitochondrion. Gene Ontology annotation, molecular function: peptide deformylase activity. The coding region runs from base 73 to 789 and encodes 238 amino acids. The transcript has 2 exons. Lineage: Eukaryota; Metazoa; Arthropoda; Insecta; Diptera; Drosophilidae.